CUCUCCGUGUUUUUACGAUGAGUUUAGACAUGAAUUUAUCGAUUAUGUCGGUUAUAUUUAAGCCACCUUGUCUUCUGUGGCUCCGGCAAUACGCAGCUGAUACGCCAGUUGAGUAUUUUUACGCAAUGAAUCUCAGUUUCCUAGCAAAAUCCGCCAAUGUUAACGCUGCAAAAAUAGGUGUCAAUUUCCUCACCGUCACCAUCGUCAUUUUUUGUCAUCUCGUACUGUCAUAUUCUUUCCUCAAGUUUAGAAUUCGAGAUUUGGAUAGCUCAUUCAUACGUGGUAUUAACAGUGUCUUUGGAGAUAUUGAAGAAAACUGAGUUUUUGAGUGAAUGAAGACCUAUGAUUCUCUGUGCAGCACUUCACUGAUUGACAAAGCAAUUUUGGUCACUGAUUGAGAAAAUUGCAUUUAAUAACCAUUAUCAUCAACAUGGCAGAUUUAGGGAACAAAAUAGCUACAUAUGUUUUCAUGGACCUGGAAACAACUGGCUUGUAUAGCAUUGGAGAAACUCCCAGGAUUGUGGAAAUGAGUUUCGUUGCAGUGUGUAGAAAGCAUGCAGAGGGAAAUAACACUGCAGAUAGCCCUAGAGUGUUGGACAAACUGGUUCUGUGUGUUAACCCUGGAGGGAAAACCCAUGACGUGUGGAGCUUCAUUCAUGACUGGUCUUUACAAUGAUAUCUUGGAAGACUUGCCAGUGUUUGAUGAAAAUGCUGUGAAGAUGUUGAGUUUGUUCCUAUCAAGACUGCCACAGCCAGUAUGUUUGUUGGCUCACAAUGGAGAUAAAUUUGAUUUCCCCAUGCUGAAGAUGGAACUGGAGCGUUUGGCACUAAGUCUGCCUGCAGAUGUCCUUUGUGCUGACACCCUGGAGGCGCUGAGAGCUAUUGACCCCACAAGGGAGACAACUCAGGGACAUGACUUAAAUGGAGCCAUGGCUGGGUGUAGACUGCUUUCCACACCAACAUUGUCAAACCAAAGGCCGACAUAUUUUUCCAGUGAAAUUACGCCGGUGAAGUCUGAUAAUGACGCCACAGGACCCUUUGCACACCCACCUCCUGCUCCCAGAAAGAAGCGAAGUCGCCCCGAAAAUGGACGACACCUAGGAAAUAUGAGGUUUGCAAAAAGACGGUUAUUGCAAGACGAAUCUUGUGGCCUGAACAGAGGUGUGUUUUCGUUAGACACCUGCGCAGCAUCUCCGCCCCCUUCACCACAGGGGCAGUCCAGACCGCUAGCGCGCCGCAGGCUCGCUUUCACUGAUGGAUCAGGAGAAUCAAGUCAUUCAAAUGGUAGUGUAUCAGUGCCUGUGGAAUUUAGGCAUGAUUUAGAGAAGGGAGACAACUCUAAUGAAUUAUUACCAUUUCCUGAUGAUUUUUCCGACAGUGACAGUGAAGUGAGUGUGGAGGAACAAUCAGUAGAUGAUGUUAGCCAUAAUUCAAAUGACCACUCAAACACAUCCAAUCAAGUGGCAGAUUUAACAACAGUUUCUAAUAACUACUCGCUUCCUGAUGAGGAUUUAAUAUCGGCAGUUGACCAGCUACUGGACCAAACACCCAGAAAUCAGUCAUCAGGUGCUAACAACUGCUCUGUUAUUGUCUAUUCAUCAACAACUCACAAUCAGGAAGGACAGGAACUUACCAACUCAUCAGCAACUCACAGUCAUGUCCAACAAGCACAGGGCAGGUCAUCUGAAAACAACAGUGCCGAAAAUCUCACUUUCAAUGAAGCCUCAGAUAUUUAUUCUGGUCAGGUGACGCCAAGAAAAUGGGACCAAUCAGAAGUCAAGGCAGUUACUGCUACGACAAAAGAUGUGAAAAACUACACCAAUCAAAUGACAGCUAUGCACCGCGACAAUCAUUCAGAUUGUAAUCAGCCAACAACCAGUGUUCCAAGCACGUCUACAUCGAACAAUCGUAAGUCUUUCAAAUUGACGGAGAUAUACAAAAGAAUUUUUGGUCAUUCACCAAUUUCCCAUGCUGCAGAAGAUGACUGCAUAACAUUGGUGAAAAUAUUCAGACGUGCGGAAGAGUUUGGAAAAUGGUUGGAUGAACAUGCUCUUCCUUUCUCCAAUGUUAAGAAAAUGUAUUAACUAUUUUAAUAUAAAACUUCAUUUCCUAUUUUGGAUAAUGGGCUUCAAUAAUAUUAUAUGCAAUAAUGUUAUAUUUAUGAAUAACAAUAAUUUUAAAGGCA
This is a messenger RNA of Liolophura sinensis, 2185 nucleotides long. RefSeq lists its product as uncharacterized. Gene Ontology annotation, molecular function: 3'-5'-DNA exonuclease activity; nucleic acid binding. Gene Ontology annotation, cellular component: cytoplasm. Lineage: Eukaryota; Metazoa; Mollusca; Polyplacophora; Chitonida; Chitonidae. Gene Ontology annotation, biological process: DNA catabolic process. The record is from RefSeq and is a predicted model, not a curated record.